This is a messenger RNA of Cokeromyces recurvatus, 1383 nucleotides long. RefSeq names its product mate-domain-containing protein. Gene Ontology annotation, cellular component: membrane. The coding region runs from base 1 to 1383 and encodes 460 amino acids. The transcript has 7 exons. Gene Ontology annotation, biological process: xenobiotic detoxification by transmembrane export across the plasma membrane. Gene Ontology annotation, molecular function: antiporter activity; xenobiotic transmembrane transporter activity. NCBI's taxonomy places the organism in Eukaryota, Fungi, Mucoromycota, Mucoromycetes, Mucorales, Mucoraceae. The record is from RefSeq and is a predicted model, not a curated record.
AUGUGGCUUCUUUCGCUAUAUAAUGAUAAAGAUGUGAAGAAUGAAUUACAUGCUAUAUUCAAGUUUGGUAUACCUCUUAUGAUUACUUUUUUAUUAGGCGUAGGUAAUAAGGUGAUUGACGUCUGGUUUGUCGGUAAUUUAAGUUCUGAAAUGUUAGCUGUUGUUAGUCUAGGCAAUUUAUUUACUGCAGUUGUUGGAUUAUCUGUAGGGAAUGGUAUUUUAACAGCAAUCGAUACUUUAGUAGCUCAAGCAUUUACAGGUGCUAGUAAUCCAUAUACGAUUGGCAUUAUACUUCAGAGAAGUUUAUUAAUCAUGUAUAUUUUUGGUGUAUUUAUAUCUAUUCUAUGGAUAUUCUCUGACACUAUCCUUUUAUCUAUGGGUCAAUCACCCGAAUUAUCUAAAAUGGCACAUGAGUAUAUCCUCUAUGUUAUACCCGAUAUAUUCCUUAGUUUUACCAUUACUAGUUUAAGAAAAUUUUUACAAGGACUAGGUGAAAUGAAAGUAACAAUGUACCUAAUCCUAUUUGUAUUUCCUAUAAAUAUCGUAUCAAAUUAUUUCUUCUUGAUUUACUUGAAUCUUGGUUAUAUUGGUGCUGCCUAUCAUAUUGUAUUUAUUGCAGUCAUUUUGCUUUCUGUAUAUCUUUUCAUUAUAUUUACCUGCACUGAUGUUAAGAGAUAUUGGCCUGGUCUCACAAAUCAAGCAUUUUGUCAUUGGGGAGAGUUUCUCAAAUUAGGUAUUCCAGGUAUGCUAAGUGUUUCUACUGACUGGGCAUUUGAAGUAUGUGCUAUCAUUGCUGGUGUACUUGGAGCAACAAGUCUUGCCGCACAAUCAGUAGUACUUAUUAGUAUUAACUGGUUAUUAAUGAUUCCAAACGCGCUAAAAACGGCCUUAGUUGUACGACUUGGACAUCAUUUGGGUGCAAAUGAACCAAAAAAGACGAAACUAUGUGUCAUUUUAACCACUGUAUUAGGUUUUAUGUUUGUCACAGUUAAUUCAAUGUUAUUAUACAUUUAUCGAUCAAAUAUUGCAUAUUAUUUUACUACAGAUGAACAAGUGAUUAUUGCUAUAAAAGACUUGAUGCACAUAGGCAGCCUUGCCCACUUUGCAUUGGGAGUUGGUAUUAUUUUGUCAGGUACAUUAAAUGCCUUUGGUAAACAGUCUAUUGUUGCUUUAAUUAAUAUCAUAUCUUACUAUAUCAUUGGAUUCCCUGUUGGACUCUUAUUAACAUCUCGUUAUGAAUGGGGCUUAAAUGGUAUCUGGACAGGCGUUGUCCUUUCAGGUUUAAUAAAAUCAUUAUGCGAAGCCUUUUAUCUUUUAUUUAUCAUCAAUUGGGAACAGGAAUGUAUUCUUGCAGUUAAAAGAAUUCAUAAACAGGAAGUUUGA